AUGGCUAAACCAAAGCAAAUUGUUAACUUUAUUCGGUCAGAGACUGAUCUAUUCUCUGAACCCGGCUACGACUUGACUCUUGCCAGCUCACACCGAGUUGAUUAUCAUCCAAUAACAAACAUUUCAGAUCGAUCCACUCCUCUGACAUUUAUUAUUCAAGGAAAUGAUUCACAAUACAUUGACUUUUCUGAAACACAACUCUAUAUUCGCUGCAAGAUUGUAGAUAGCAAGGGAGCUGAUAGGGAUGCUGCUCAAACUGAUACUGCGCCAGUUAACAAUUUUCUACAUUCAAUGUUUAGUCAAGUUGCUAUUUAUUUUAAUGAUACGCAAAUCACUUCCCCAACUUCAUUAUACCCAUACAAGGCUUACUUGGAGACUCUGCUAUCUUUUGGCAAAGAGUAUACCAAGACUCAAGCAAUGGCUGCUCUGUAUCACAAAGAAGCAGAUCCAACCACAGGAGAUGAAGGGUGGAAAACUCGAGAGAAACUGGCAAAUAAUAGCAAAGUGUUUGAACUGUGUGGAAAACUGAAGACGGAUAUAUUUAACCAAAACCGAUUUUGCAUCCCAGGAAUUGAUAUAAAAAUUGUACUAUAUCGAGCACCAGACAGUUUUUGUCUGCUAAGCAAGACCUCCGGAUCAGCACAAGAUGCAGCACAACUUCACAUUAUGGAAGCUAAAUUUGUUGUCCAAAAGCAUACUCUACUUCCAUCAAUUACAAUGGGACAUUUAAGAUUAAUGGAAAAGGGUCAACCUGCAUGCUAUCCAAUGCGAAGAGGAGACAUGAAAUCAUUUUCCCUAUCUGCCGGAACACUACAGUAUACAAACGAGAGUCUAAUUACGGGUCUUUUGCCAGAUCGUCUUGUAGUCGGCAUCGUCUCGAGUAAAGCUGUACACGGACAUUACAAUGAAAACCCAUUUAACUUUCUUCAAGCAGAUAUAUCAAGCAUCACUGUAACCGUGAACUCUGAGCAAGUAACAUCUCAAACGUUUGAACUUGAUUUCGAUAAUAAGAAAAGUAUUGAAGCGUACUUUAGCGUAUUUUCGGGACUGGGUCUAUCAAAUCUUGACACUGGAAUAGAACUAACGUUCGAUAUUUUUAAAACUGGAAAAACUCUCUAUGUUUUUGACUUGAGACACCAACAUGAUGGGUUCGCCAUACCAAGACAUGGAAGUGUGAAAAUCGAGAUAAAGUUACGAAAUGCAACUACGUCUGCCCUAACAGUUCUUUGUCAUUGUGAUUAUCAAUCAGUUUUGUACGUUGACAAGAAUCGACAUAUUUACUUUAAGGACUACUCCAUGUAA
Messenger RNA from Folsomia candida, 1302 nucleotides. RefSeq lists its product as uncharacterized. Lineage: Eukaryota; Metazoa; Arthropoda; Collembola; Entomobryomorpha; Isotomidae. Gene Ontology annotation, cellular component: cytosol. The record is from RefSeq and is a predicted model, not a curated record. Gene Ontology annotation, biological process: deoxyribonucleotide biosynthetic process. The coding region runs from base 1 to 1302 and encodes 433 amino acids. Gene Ontology annotation, molecular function: ribonucleoside-diphosphate reductase activity, thioredoxin disulfide as acceptor. The transcript has a single exon.